AUGGAGGCCAACGGCACGCUGGUGGAGUGCAAACGCGGGGAGUCGGACGCUGUUGUUUUCCGUUUCCUCAUCAUCGACGCCCCGUCGCCCAGCAGCGUGCCUGCGUAUAUGAAAUUGCUUCAACGGCACAACGUGAUGCACAUUGUGCGGGCAUGUGGCCCAACGUACAAUGCGGAGGUAUUUGAAAAGCAGGGAAUAGUGGUGCACGGCUGGAGCUUUGACGACGGUGCCUCACCAACGCAGACCGUCAUUGACAAUUGGCUGAAUUUGCUCGAACAGGAGAAGAACAAGUCACCCCCAGAGACGAUUGCCGUCCACUGCGUUUCUGGACUUGGCCGAGCACCCAUUUUGGUUGCGCUGGCACUUGUGGAGUACGGCGGAAUGCCGCCACUCGAUGCGGUGGGUUACGUGCGAGGGCGGCGCAAAGGCGCCAUCAAUCAGGUGCAGCUCAACUGGCUUAUGCGUUAUAAACCGCGUCAUCAGGAGAGUAAUGAGGGGUCUUUGAUCUGCGCGAGAUGCACGUUGAUGUAA
Trypanosoma cruzi is the source of this 531-nucleotide messenger RNA. Its product is annotated as protein tyrosine phosphatase-like protein, putative. The transcript has a single exon. The record is from RefSeq and is a predicted model, not a curated record. Gene Ontology annotation, molecular function: phosphatase activity. Gene Ontology annotation, biological process: protein dephosphorylation. Lineage: Eukaryota; Euglenozoa; Kinetoplastea; Trypanosomatida; Trypanosomatidae. Gene Ontology annotation, cellular component: nucleus. Bases 1 to 531 code for a protein of 176 amino acids.